GUAGUGUUUUUCUAAGCGCAGGAAUAAAAGACAGACCCGUCCCUAGUUAUUUAAAUAAUUGCUAAGCAGAUCGUCCCGCUUCCAGAUUACUUGGCGUAAAAGUGCAAUCAUAAACUUUUUCAGUCAGUUCGCAAGCGCACAGGCUCCAAGUGUGAAAAAAAUACAUGAAAGCGCAUUGCUUUGGCCCUCACCGCGCAACUGCAAAUGUAUUAGUGCUAACGACCAUAACACAGGCGCAAUAUUAAGAAAAUAUUUAUUUUCAGACUCCUAUAUUUUGAAGUUUAUAGCGAUUACAACAAUGUUAAAGUUUAUACGUGGAAAGGGUCAACAGCCAACAGCUGAACGACAGCGACUACAAAAGGAGCUCUUUGCGUAUCGUAAGACCGCACAGCAUGGUUUCCCACAUAAACCUUCAGCUCUGGCGUAUGAUCCAGUCUCUAAUCUUAUGGCCAUUGGUACACUAACUGGAGCAAUAAAAGUUUUUGGGCAGCCAGGCGUAGAACUAUAUGCCCAGCAUACUUUAGUAAAUAACUUAGCAUCUGAACUUAAUGUUCAACUGCUUGAAUGGGUAUAUGGUACCGGACGUAUCCUCUCGUUGACCGCAGCCAAUCAACUCAUUUUAUGGGAACCUGUGGGUACAACGCUUGUGCCAAUCAAAACACUUCCGUUUGAUGGGAAACUGAAAAAAGUUUCGUCGCUUUGCUGUUCACUAAACAAAGAUCUUGUAUGGAUAGGCACCGAAGGUGGCAAUAUAUAUCAGUUCGAUUUGAAAUCAUUCACUAUACGUGAACCUGUUAUUUACCACGAUGUUGUUUUGGAACAAGUGCCACCAACCUACAAACUCAAUCCAGGAGCUAUUGAGUCAAUACGUCAGCUGCCAAACGCACUUAACAAGCUACUUAUUGCUUACAAUCGCGGACUCUGCGUAUUAUGGGAUUUAGAUACGUCAGCUGUUGAACGUGCCUAUAUUGCACCCGGUCAUGGUCAAAGUGUGGGGCUAUAUGUUAACGCUACAGGCACGGAAUUUAAUUGGUAUCACGCAGACGGCUCUUAUGCUAGUUGGAUUAUUGCGAGCGGGGAGCCUCCCAAAAAUGUCAACUAUGUUCCUUAUGGGCCAGAUCCAUGCAAGAGCAUUAACCGGCUUUAUAAGGGGAAACGAGGAGUCCAUGAUGUAAUCGUUUUCUCUGGAGGUAUGCCGCGUUCAGCCUAUGGUGAUCACAACUGCGUUUCGGUGCAUGGCAGCGAUGGGCAAAAAGUUUGCCUAGAUUUUACGUCAAAAGUCAUUGAUUUCUUUAUCACAUACAAGGAAGAUAACGAGGCUCUACAGAUGCUUGUUGUAUUACUUGAGGAAGAGCUGUGCGCUUACGAUCUUACUGAUUCAAUAGUUUCAGCAGUUAAGGCACCUUAUCUGCACUCGGUGCAUGCAUCUGCAGUGACGUGUAAUUACCUUGCUUCGCAAGUCACCCAGACGGUAUAUAGGCGUAUUUUACGUGCUGGCGAUGAACAGGACAUUGACUACAGUAAUAUUGACUGGCCAAUAACAGGUGGUGAGUUACCUGAGGACAUCAAACAGUCUGAUGAAAACGAAACUACGAAGGAGUAUGAGAUACUCUUAACUGGCCACGAAGACGGUUCCGUUAAGUUCUGGGAAUGUUCUGGGGUGAUCUUGAAGCCGAUAUAUAAUUUUACAACAGCAAACAUAUUUGGUCAUGAGAACCAGGAUGAUACAGGAGCCAAUGAUAGCAAUGAACAACUUGACGAGAGUGAACCGCCAUUUCGUAAAUCAGGAUUAUUUGAUCCCUAUUCAGACGACCCUAGAUUAGCAGUAAAAAAAAUUGCACUGUGUCCAAAAACGGGCCAGUUAAUUGUGGGUGGCACCGCUGGUCAAAUUGUCAUAGCCGAUUUUGAAGGAGAUGAUAUAGAGCGUGGCAUGCUGAAGUUUAGUUCUAUGAACUUGGUUAGCGAUCGUGAUGGCUUUGUAUGGAAAGGACAUGACCAGCUUAACGUGCGUCCCAAUUUAUUAGAAGAAGACGCCGAGUCAAUUUGUGAGAAUGGUGUCAAAAUUAGUGGCGUGCUACAAGUUCUUCCACCAGCUAGCAUCACAUGUCUGGCACUAGAAGCUAACUGGGGCCUAGUCUCCGGUGGUACAGCGCACGGUUUAGUGUUAUUUGAUUUUAAAAACUUUGUGCCAGUUUUCCACCGUUGCACUUUAAAUCCAAACGACUUAACCGGCGCGGGCGAACAGCUAUCGCGGCGCAAAUCGUUUAAGAAAUCGCUUCGGGAAUCCUUCCGUAAGCUGCGCAAAGGAAGGUCCACUCGUAACAAUCCAAGUAAUCAGGUGUCAACUACUUUGGAAGCUCGUCCUGUUGAGAGACAAAUAGAGGCGCGCUGCACUGACGAUGGCAUGGGGUCUAUGGUGCGUUGCUUAGUCUUUGCUAAAACCUAUGUAACCAAUGUUAAUAUUACUUCACCCACUUUAUGGUCGGCUACAAACGCGAGCACCGUUUCGGUGUUCCUUUUACAUUUACCACCAGCACAAACUGCAGCUACAACAGGACCACCUGCCAGUGGUAACGCAACACCUAAGUCACCGCGUCGCAUAUCUGCGCAACUGGCCAAGGAAAUACAGCUAAAGCAUCGCGCUCCUGUCGUAGGCAUUUCUAUUUUUGACCAAAACGGCUGCCCUGUUGACCAGUUCAGCUAUGGCGAGAACGGUACACCGCCCCAUCGUGUUCUUAUUGCAUCCGAGGAACAAUUUAAGGUUUUUUCGCUUCCACAAUUAAAGCCAAUCAACAAAUACAAGCUUACGGCUAACGAAGGAGCCCGCAUACGUCGCAUACAUUUUGGAUCAUUUAGCUGUCGCGUCUCACACGAGCUUUUGCAAAGUCUUAAUGCUAACAGCCCGACAAAAUUAACACGCACACACGAAGCUCUUGAUGGAGUGGCUAAUACUGGCGUAGGGACGGCAGCGACCGGUGUUGAAAUGUACCAUGAGAUGGCAUUAAUUUGUUUGACCAAUAUGGGAGACAUCAUGGUUUUAUCAGUGCCAGAGUUAAAGCGACAAUUAAAUGCAGCUGCCGUCAGGCGCGAAGACAUCAAUGGGAUUUCAUCGCUUUGCUUUACUAAUAGUGGAGAGGCAUUAUAUAUGAUGUCGUCUUCAGAAUUGCAACGAAUAGCUUUGGCCACCUCGACAGUUGUACAACCAAUGGGCAUUGUUAAGGUCGAACCUCUCGGGAAUGAAGACAAUGAGUGUACCAUGCCAGCCAAUGAUGACGAUAUUAGCCAUAAGGAAGUCGAUGCAAUUCAUGAUAGUGUCGAAAAUAAUACUAGUUCAAGCAUACUUGAGCAGUCAAUUGCUAAGCAGCGCGCAAUGCCGACAGAACAUAGCCUCCCGCUCACAAAUGGCAUAAAUAUCGGUAGUUCACCUAAUCGCGCCAACGAGACCAUCACAAGUUCUAUAGGCGACAUCACUGUCGACUCUGUGCGCGAUCACUUAAACACCACUGCUACAACACUUUGUUCAACCACUACAGAGGAAACUGUCGGUCGCUUAUCAGUGCUCAGCACGCAAAAAAAUCAAACCACUACCAGCGUCAACAUGAAAGACAUACCUAAUAUUGAUAUACCGAAUUUAUUGGAUUUGGCGUCAAAAAGUAACACCACAGAAACGAGCACAAGCUCGGUCGUCAUCAAAUCGGUAAUAACGAGCAUUUCACACGAAAACGUCAACGGUGAAAACGAAACUAGGAAGACUAAAACAACAACCCAUGAAGAAAGUCAAUUUUAGGCACUUACAUUUGAAUGAAUGCUAUAAAAUCGCCCCUAACUUUAAAGGAACGUUCAAUUCAAUAUUAACACAUUUGCACACAUUAUAUACAAAAGUAUAUUUAAUUAUACUUAUUAUAUUGUAUACUAAACUUUUGUUAUAAAUAAGACAUUUCUAGACACGCUGAAGAAUUCAGCGAUUUUUGAAAGUUUUGUCAAAGAUUACAAGAAUUUCCAUAUCACUUUUCUA
Molecule: messenger RNA, 4015 nt
Organism: Drosophila grimshawi
Lineage: Eukaryota; Metazoa; Arthropoda; Insecta; Diptera; Drosophilidae
Gene: l(2)gl
Product: lethal(2) giant larvae protein
Exons: 9
Coding region: 299-3787 (1162 amino acids)
Biological process (GO): cortical actin cytoskeleton organization; regulation of Notch signaling pathway; regulation of establishment or maintenance of cell polarity
Cellular component (GO): cortical actin cytoskeleton; plasma membrane; cytoplasm
Molecular function (GO): GTPase activator activity; myosin II binding; syntaxin binding
Source: RefSeq, a predicted model, not a curated record